AUGGUCAUAUCAGUAUGGGGCGUUGUUUUUCUUGGAUUACUCGGUGUAUUCUUUUAUGUCCAAUCGGUGACAUUAUUCCCCGAUCUGCACUUUCCUGAGGAAGAUAUGGCUGGUGCCAAGCCUUUAAGCGUGCCGAUGAUCGAAAGCAAGUACGCGGAGAAGGCCACUCAGUGUUGGGUCGCAGCUGGAAUGUAUUUAGUAACUUUAAUAGCAGUGUUUUGGCAAAACAAAUUUAACACUGCUUCCGUGCUAUGA
Enterobius vermicularis (human pinworm) is the source of this 255-nucleotide messenger RNA. The record is from the annotation of a GenBank genome assembly. Lineage: Eukaryota; Metazoa; Nematoda; Chromadorea; Rhabditida; Oxyuridae.